Ilyonectria robusta is the source of this 1647-nucleotide messenger RNA. RefSeq lists its product as uncharacterized. Gene Ontology annotation, molecular function: N,N-dimethylaniline monooxygenase activity; NADP binding; flavin adenine dinucleotide binding. NCBI's taxonomy places the organism in Eukaryota, Fungi, Ascomycota, Sordariomycetes, Hypocreales, Nectriaceae. The transcript is spliced from 7 exons. Bases 1 to 1647 code for a protein of 548 amino acids. The record is from RefSeq and is a predicted model, not a curated record.
AUGGGGUCAAUUUCCAACACCAACGGGACUCUGCCUUUCAGUUUGAAAGACACACCAGUGGAGAACCACCGGCCCAUGAAGGUUGUUAUCAUUGGAGCGGGCUUCUCCGGCAUAUACACCACAAUCCGGAUCUCACAGAGACUUAAGAAUAUUGAUCUCACGGUCUAUGAAAUGAACGACGAGGUUGCAGGUGUUUGGUGGUUGAACCGAUACCCCGGCCUUGCCUGUGACAUUCCUUCAUACUGCUACCAGUACAGCUUCGCACCCAACCCUUACUGGUCUUCACUUUAUGCCCCAGGCCCCGAAAUUCGGAAAUAUCUGCAGGAUGUGGCAGAGCGAUACGGAGCUACCCGAUUUAUCAAGACCUCUCACAAAGUAGAGACGACAACUUGGGACGCUGAGAAGAAGCUAUGGCGAAUCGUCGUGACCAACCGCAUUACAGGCGAGACAUUCGAACACACGGCAGACAUCGUCAUCUCUGCCCGAGGUGGCCUCAACCAGAUUGCUUGGCCCGACAUCAAGGGCUUGAAGAGCUUUGAUGGGAAGCUCAUCCACUCUGGCGCUUGGGACGAAAGCUAUGAUCUGCGUAACAAACGCGUCGGUGUCAUAGGCAAUGGAUCGAGUGCCAUCCAGAUCGUGCCCGCCAUCCAGCCCUUGGAAGGCUUGAAGCUGUGGACAUUCGCGCGAUCCCCUACCUGGAUCACCGCCGCGUUUGGAGACAUGGCAAUGGUGAAGUUGGGAAUGGACCCCGCGAACACAAAAUGUGUAGGAACCAAGGAGCAGGUUGAUGCCACAACGUUCUUCGAGCAGAAGAUGCGCGAGAAGCUGGACGGGCGUGAAGACAUCUUCACGACCAUGCUUCCUAAGUUCGCUGCCGGGUGUCGCCGCUUGACGCCUGGACCUGGAUAUCUCGAGGCUCUCAAGAAGGACAACGUUGAAUUCAUCAGCACGCCGAUCAAUGAGAUCACAACCAGGGGUAUCAAGCUCGCCUCCGGCGAGGAGGUUGAGCUUGACGUCAUCGUCUGCGCGACGGGCUACGACGUUGAGGCGCCGCCCCUAUUCGAGGUCAUCGGGCGCAAUGGCACCACACUGGCUAACAGGUGGAAGCCGCAGAUCGAGUCGUACCUGGCGCUUGCCGUGGACCAGUUCCCCAACUUCCUCAUCGUCGGAGGUCCCGGCAGUGGGCUGGGCUCGGGCAGUCUGGUCAGCGUGUUCGAGGCGCAGGGUGACUACGUCGUCAAGGCGAUCCGCAAGAUGCAGAAGGAGGACUAUGCGACUAUCGAGAUCAAGCCGGAACGGGUAGCCGACUUUAGCCAAUACAUCGAUGAGUACUUCAAGAACACGGUGUACACCGAUGAGUGCUCGUCCUGGUACAGGCAGGGUAAGAAGGGUGCGCGCAUUGUGGCGCUCUGGCCAGGAUCCUCAGCGCAGUGCCUCGAGGUUCUGAGGUCGCCUCGAUGGGAAGAUUACAGGUUUGAAAGCGCAGACCCAACAGGCAACCGCCUCCGGUGGUUGGGCAACGGCUGGAGCACAGUUCUCAAGGAGGGCGAUGCUUCUUGGUUCCUGGAUGAUGAUGUGGUUGAUAAGCCAGAGGAGGGAAAGCCGGAGGAGGGCGAAAAGUAUGACCGGCGCCCCUUCUCGUAUUAA